CAAUUUGAAAGGGCAUAUGCUUUUUUGAUGGAUCCCUGUUUGUUGGUUUCUCUAUAUCCACAUGUUCCCUCCACACAGCAAACCCAAGAACUCAAACACCACUGAUCCAUUUUCAACCUUUACCAAAAAACAUAACCAUUGAUUCAUCAAAGAAGCUGUAAGAACAAGAAAAAGAAUCCUUUUUUAAUGGCUUCAGCAACUACAAGAGCUUCCUUCACAUUCAACCUCUCUUCACCUUCCCUCUCAUCCACUCCAAAACCCAAACCCCACCUCACAUUUCAACCCUUUCACCUCAAAUCCCACUCAAUUUCAUCUUUUUAUAGAACCCCAAGAACCCAAUUCAAUCUACCAAAGUCCAUUGAUGUCUCCAAAGAAGACAAACCCAUCUCAGAACAACCAAUUCCCGAGACACCCACUUCAGAAUAUCAAGAACCUCAGCUGGAGGUAGAGGAAGAGAAAUUUGAUAAGAGAAGACUUGAGGAGAAGUUUGCUGUGUUGAAUACUGGGAUUUAUGAGUGUAGGUCUUGUGGAUACAAGUAUAAUGAAGCUUCAGGGGACCCCUCUUAUCCUGUUCCUCCAGGGUUGCCAUUUGAUAAGCUGCCAGAGGAUUGGAGGUGCCCGACUUGUGGCGCUGCGAAGAGUUUUUUUGAUAACAAGAGUAUAGAGAUUGCUGGGUUUGCUCAGAAUCAGCAGUAUGGUUUAGGUGGUAAUACUCUUACCUCUGGCCAAAAGGCACUGCUUAUAUAUGGUGGACUGCUUUUAGGCUUUGUGUUGUUCUUGUCUGGUUAUUUUAUUCAAUAAGAGAGCUUAUGUUGAGAAAGUUUUGAAGUUAGUAUAAUGUGUUUGUGUAUGUGUAUGUGUAUGUGUACAUGUAUAAUAACUGUACAUGGUUUAGAAUGGAACUUUUUCGUUUUAACA
Molecule: messenger RNA, 918 nt
Organism: Lycium ferocissimum
Lineage: Eukaryota; Viridiplantae; Streptophyta; Magnoliopsida; Solanales; Solanaceae
Exons: 1
Coding region: 187-801 (204 amino acids)
Biological process (GO): alkane catabolic process
Cellular component (GO): chloroplast
Molecular function (GO): iron ion binding; electron transfer activity
Source: RefSeq, a predicted model, not a curated record